Sorex araneus (European shrew) is the source of this 2765-nucleotide messenger RNA. RefSeq names its product family with sequence similarity 98 member A (gene TSLIG3A). The coding region runs from base 112 to 1671 and encodes 519 amino acids. Lineage: Eukaryota; Metazoa; Chordata; Mammalia; Eulipotyphla; Soricidae. The transcript has 8 exons. The record is from RefSeq and is a predicted model, not a curated record. Gene Ontology annotation, cellular component: tRNA-splicing ligase complex.
CCGGGGCGCCAGCUGUCCGUGUGCGAGUUCCGGGACGGCGGCGCCUGCGCGGGGGAGCGCGCUGCCGGCGGACACGGAGCUGACGCCUCGGAAAUUUGAAUAGCGCACGGCAUGGAGUGUGACCUCAUGGAGACUGACAUCUUGGAGUCGCUGGAGGACCUGGGUUACAAGGGGCCAUUGUUGGACGAUGCAGCUCUGUCCCAGGCCGUCUCCGCCGGGGCCACUUCCCCCGAGUUUACAAAACUUUGUGCUUGGCUGGUGUCUGAGUUAAGAGGACUUUGUAAACUAGAGGAAAAUGUGCAAGCAACUAACAGCCCGGGGGAGGCCGAAGGAUUCCAGCUUGAGGUGAGCGGGCUCCUGGGGGAGAUGAACUGUCCCUACGUCGCCCUGACAUCCGGGGACGUGACCAAGCGCCUUCUCGUCCAGAAGAACUGCCUCCUCUUGCUCACGUACCUCAUCUCAGAACUGGAAGCUGCCAGGAUGCUGUGUGUGAAUGCGCCUCCAAAGAAAGCUCAGGAAGGAGGUGGGAGUGAGGUCUUCCAGGAGUUGAAAGGCAUAUGCAUUGCUCUCGGAAUGUCCAAGCCUCCAGCCAACAUAACUAUGUUCCAGUUCUUCAGCGGAAUUGAAAAAAAAUUAAAGGAAACGUUAGCGAAAGUGCCGCCUAAUCACGUGGGAAAGCCUUUAUUGAAGAAGCCGAUGGGCCCCGCCCACUGGGAAAAGAUAGAAGCAAUUAACCAAGCCAUAGCCAAUGAGUAUGAAGUUCGGAGGAAGCUGCUGAUAAAACGUUUGGAUGUCACCGUCCAGUCCUUUGGCUGGUCUGACAGAGCUAAGAGCCAGACGGAGAAGCUGGCCAAGGUCUACCAGCCCAAGCGCUCCGUCUUGUCGCCUAAAAGUACCGUUUCCGUCGCGCACCUGCUGGCGGCCAGACAGGACCUGUCCAAGAUUCUCAGGACGAGCAGCGGCUCCAUCCGGGAGAAGACGGCCUGCGCCAUCAACAAGGUGCUGAUGGGCAGGGUGCCCGACCGCGGGGGCCGGCCCAACGAGAUCGAGCCGCCGCCCCCCGAGAUGCCGCCCUGGCAGAAGCGGCAGGACGGGCCCCAGCAGCCGUCGGGCGGCCGCGGCGGCGGCAGAGGCGGCUACGAACAUUCCUCGUACGGCGGCGGCGGCGGCGGCCGGGGCCACGAGUCAGGUGGCGGCCGGGGUGGACGCGGGGGCUACGACCACGGAGGCCGAGGGGGCGGCCGCGGGAACAAGCACCCUGGCGGCUGGACAGACGGCGGGAGCGGCGGCUACCAGGACGGCGGCUACCGGGACGCGGCCUUCCCGCCCGGCGGCGGCUACCACGGCGGCCAUGGCGGCGGCUACCAAGGCGGGGGCUACCAAGGCGGCUACCAGCCCGCCACCUACUCGGGCAGCGGCUACCAGGGCGGCUACCAGCAGGACAGCAGAUACCAGGAGGGCGGCCACCACGGCGAGCGCGGCGGCAGCGGCGGUCGCGGGGGGCGCGGGGGCAGAGGCGGCCGCGGGGGGCGCGGAGGCCAGGGCGGGGGCUGGGGCGGCCGGGGCGGCCAGAGCUACCACCAAGGGGGACAGUUCGAGCAGCACUUCCAGCAGGGCGGCUACCAGUACAACCACUCUGGAUUCGGACAGGGGAGACACUACACUAGUUGAGGCUACGGAACGCCGCGUUCUGCUCGAGCUCACGUAAUAGAAACUUAGCAUCAGGGUUUGGAACUGAGCGGCGGGGUUGGCUCGUGGGAGACGGGGGCAGGCAGGGCCGCUGGCGCCAGCGCCCGCAGGGCUUCCUGGGAAUCGGCUGGUUUCCCGAGACGCGCCUGCUGCGCCCCUGUAGGAAGUCCUUUACACAGGUGAUGCCUUUAACCGACCCUAGACUUACUUCAGUCAGAACACGCGACCUUAUGUACCUUAUUUUGGGCUUGGGGGAGGGAUGUGACUUGAUGUUUUCAUGUUUUCAGUGUGCGGUUUGGGAUGAGGAAUCGCCUUGAUUUUUUUUCCAGGUUGACCACUAGGGAACCCUUCUUGUAGUCGGUCGUUUUAUAUGUGUUCUCCUUCGAGUAUUUGAGACCUGUUUUCCCAGCACAAUUCUGCCCCGAUGGACUUUUUUUUAUUCCAAGAGGUCACGCCACACUUGCUUCGUGAUAGAACUUCUCCGUCUGUUCCUAUUAAAUGAGCUCGUCUGCAGCUAGCACAUUCAGUAGCCUUAUCCUCUGGACGGAAAACUGUACCCCACACGCAACUCUGAGAACCCCGAACACAGCCAAAAUCCCUAAAGAUCUUACAAGCCAACUUCAGUUGUGAACCUAUAGAACACGUAGGCGUUUAGUUAAGUAUAGCAACUCAAACUGACCGGACUCAAAACAAGUUCCUCUUUCAACACUUCUUUUUACUUGAAAUAUGCUAGAAGAAACGGCAAACUGAGAUUUGUUUUAUGCACGAGUUAAUACCACUGGCUCAGCGAAUACAAGUUAGUUUGCUUUGGGCAGGAGACCUUUUUUUGCCAUGGAAGAAAUGCACUACAAGGUAACAGAACCGGGACAUGUGUUUGCUUAGUGCAGGAGGCCCUUUUUAUUGCUGCAGAAAACGAAAGCCUGGCCGCGUUGGUGGUUCACGUUCUCCUUAACAAAAUCUACAGGAAGCUUCUUGCUGGGUUUUUGUAUACAUAAACAUUGUCAAGCUGUGAAAGAAAGUGGCUGGAGGUAUGCUCUGUGUGAAAGGUGAGCAAUAAAGUCUAUGUUUGUUCUUGC